AUGAAAUCCUUCGAACCCCGUUUGUUUUACAGGUUGAAGGAUUCCACGGCUCUACAGUAUUGUAUUGAUCGAGCGAUUAAUUAUGCACCGUACUGUGAUCUCAUUUGGAUGGAAACUAGCCAUCCCACUAUCGCUGAUGCCAGAGAAUUUGCUGAGGGAGUCAGAAAAGUCUACCCUGACAAGAUGUUUGCCUACAAUUGCUCGCCUUCCUUCAACUGGAAGCAGCAUCUCAGCCCAACGCAGCUGGAGAAAUUCCAGAAGGAACUCGGAGCCCUUGGUUUCAAGUACCAGUUCAUCACUUUGGCUGGAUUCCAUGCGAACAGCUACAGUAUGUUCGAUUUGGCACGCAAUUACAAGGAGAAGGGUAUGCUGGCGUAUUCUUCUCUCCAACAGCAGGAAUUCGCGGCAGAACAGCACGGGUACUCUGCCGUGAAACAUCAACGAGAAGUUGGUACCGGUUACUUCGAUCACAUUUCAAAUGCGGUCACAGGUGGCCAGUCGAGCACCACUGCUCUAACUGGCUCCACUGAAGAGGCUCAAUUCCACACAGCAACAGCCAGCAGUGAAGAUGAGGAGAUUCUUAUGGUAAGUGAAAUCAACGAUGGUGUCUACUUCCCUGAUUUCUCAUCCGAAACCGCCCAUCUGAGGGAGGAUCUUGGAUGGAAAGGAUCUGAAAUCCCACACGAUCUUCAGGUGUUUAUGGCCGAUUUCGAAGACUCCAACACACCGUCGUGGAGGAAUCAGGUUGAAGGACAGGUCAAUCUCUACGAUGCCGUCAGAGACAACAUCUCGUACAUACAGCCAGCCACCAAGAAGGAAUACACUCUCAACCAAAAAGUUGCUGUGCUGAACGUCCGACCACGUGGUUGGCAUCUACCAGAGAAGCACGUUCUCAUUCACAACAAACCUACCUCGGGAUCACUUUUCGACUUCGGUCUUUUCGUCUACCAUAACGCCAAGGUUCUGAAGGACAAGGGUAGUGGACCAUACUUCUACUUGCCUAAACUGCAAAACGCCGAAGAGGCGAAACUGUGGGCCGAGGUGUUUGCCUACUCUGAGGAUAGGCUCGGUCUACCCAAAGGAACUAUCAAAUGCACUGUACUCAUCGAGCAUCUUCUGGCAACCUUCCAGAUGAACGAGAUCAUCUACGCGCUCAAAGACCACAUUGUUGGACUGAAUUGCGGACGAUGGGAUUACAUCUUCUCCUACAUCAAGACGUUCCAGAAUCACAGAAAAUUCUUAUUGCCAGACCGAUUCCAGAUUGGUGGGCAUGACUUCACCAUUCAUGCGAGCAUACUCGCUUCUUGUACAAACCGUGCCCUCAGCUUGAGGAAUUCACCAGCACCUGGUAAUGCCGCUAAAUCCUAUCAAAACGAUGACUGCCACGGCGCCUACCUGAGCCAAAAAAUUGGUGCCAGGACAAUUAAUACCUUUCUAUUCCGUAUUUUAUUGACAGAACUACUACCGAAAGCAAUAAAUGAAGUUUCCAGACUUCCUGAAGCAGCUGAACUCUUGGAGAAAUUCGCCCUUGAAGAGCAUAUGAGCGAUUUCCUCACGUUGGAUGCCUACGACAAACUGGUAUCGGAAGGACACUAG
Molecule: messenger RNA, 1596 nt
Organism: Ostertagia ostertagi
Lineage: Eukaryota; Metazoa; Nematoda; Chromadorea; Rhabditida; Trichostrongylidae
Source: the annotation of a GenBank genome assembly